Galendromus occidentalis (western predatory mite) is the source of this 1215-nucleotide messenger RNA. RefSeq lists its product as uncharacterized. The record is from RefSeq and is a predicted model, not a curated record. Bases 164 to 799 code for a protein of 211 amino acids. Lineage: Eukaryota; Metazoa; Arthropoda; Arachnida; Mesostigmata; Phytoseiidae. The transcript is spliced from 4 exons.
CGGCGAGCGAGCGAUCCAAGGCGCGGACUGAAAGGCAGUCAUAGAGACAGACAGGCGAGCAGCCAGCUUCGACAGUCCGGGAUUGGCUCCCCGAGGUCGAGGCAGAAGUUUAGGACACCGAUCGUCUACUCGUGUUUCACACUCCAUUAAGGGCUCUCCAGUCAUGUUGACGUUUUCAUUGUUCAGUGCUGUUUCGUUGUUCGCCCUCGCGCAAGGUGGCCUUUUCAACCCUGCGAAAUGUUCAGAGGGCUACCAGGACAUCAGCAGCGUACUUCUCAGAUUCGACAGAAUACAGGGAGCGAGAUCCAGUCACUAUCCGUACACUCGGGGCCCCCAAAUGCGAUGUAUAGGAGAUUACUGCGUACGAAGCAUGCACGCCGCUGUUUGCUUCGCUAAACAGGUACCGAAGAGACCCGAAGAAGCCUACGACUUUGAUUGUCAACCGAUCGGACUUCCCUCAGGAUUUGACUUGACAUCGUAUGAGAUAGACUGCGAGGGCGAACUACCCUCGUCCAUCCACGAAUACAGCCUUUGCGCAUACAAAGAAUCGUGCAUUUUGAAUUACGAAUUGACACCGACGGACCUCGCGGCCAAGAGUAACGCCAUACUACUCUCCUUCCUGUUCAUCUUUGCGCUGCUGACGACUCUGACGACUUAUUUCUGUGUGCGUUUCUUGAAUCGCUUCUUCCCACGGAACAGCUACCGCCGGCCUCCACCUUACGAUCCUUUCGAACACUUCCACGCUCAUUACAAACACGGUGUUACACUGGACCCGAAGAGAGUUACGCCGUUGUGUUAGCCCAAUCGUAGUCCCAGCGGGAUGUGGACGACAUGAGAGGGACAUCCGGUGUCGGAUUCCCUUAUAGGCUGAGGAGGCUAUAGCCUUGGGUGGCAAAAUUUCUGGAGACAUCCUCCUAGAGAGCCUCCCUUCCCGUCCCUGAUCAGAGUAGGCGGCCGCAUGAGAUUAGCCUCAACGCGGCAAAAUCCUGAAUUCGGCACUGGGUACAUUUGUAUGUAUGAUUCCUGAGCAUAUACAAAGUAGUAGCACACCGAGCUGUCGGAGGUCACUCCAUCGAGGGAAACGAUUAUUAUUUAUCAAUCUGCGAUCUCGCUCGGAAGCUAUCGCUACAAACCUAGACCUAUUUUACCUACGUCGUGCAUUUCACCAGAAUAAAGUUCGUCGAGCUGACGAUGUUUGACCAGUUCACAUCCUGA